Messenger RNA from Staurois parvus, 274 nucleotides. Lineage: Eukaryota; Metazoa; Chordata; Amphibia; Anura; Ranidae. The record is from the annotation of a GenBank genome assembly.
ACAUGGUACAUGGUUGUUGUGAAUAGCCUUGUACCAUGUGACCUCUGUGAUCAUUCACAGAUUUCACACGUAGUAAGCAAUGAUGUCAGAAGUGACCACUGAUUGGCCAAUCAGUGAUCACAUGAUCGGGACCUCACACAGAGGUCCCGUACAGCGAUCGGUGUUCCGGAUCACGGACAGGCUAAAAUGGCGGGCGCCAUUUAUGAACGGCAACCUGCUCCUGCACUGCUCCCAUCCGUCCGUUUAUAUACAUGGGCCGGAUGAGAAGUGGUUA